AGUGCAUAACAGCGUUGUUUAUUUUUAACGUAAAUAAUGAUUUACAAACAAAACAGACUCGUUUCUAGUUUCAAAAAUGAUUGUGUUUUGACAAAAAUAUCAUGAUAAAUGUUAAAUAGAUUCUUAAAGCACAGUUAACAUUGAAAUGGAUAAGAAGAACGCCAUUCGAAGGGGCAAGCGGCCUUCCAAAGUUUUGGAGGAGAAUUAUUGGGAUUGCAGUGUUUGUACAUAUAGAAAUAAUGCUGAAGCAUUCAAAUGUUCUAUGUGUGAUGUCAGAAAAGGAACAUCAACGCGGAAACCUCGCAUUAACCCAGCACUCGCCGCAGCCCAGGCGGCUGGCACAGCGCCCACAAGUUCACAGAAAAGGCCACGAUCGGCCAACUCCCUCAAAAAGAAGAGGAGGCCUCCCAGACUGAACAAUGUUGACAGGAGUUCGGCACAGACCAGAGAGGUAACCGUUAGUGGCGUCACAGUAGUUAUAACAGAAUACAAACCGAAGAAGUCUGUAUCCAGUAGUUCCAGCGACGUGGAGUCUUCCAACGACGCAAGGCCUUGAUCUUUACUUCCUCAUGUGUUAUACGGUCCUAGUACUUUAGUGAAACUUACUUUGAGGGUAGUUUACGUUUUUGUUUUUUUUUUUUAUAAAUUUCCAUUUGUGUAUUCAGAAUGAAAGGAGCUUUUCAAGUCGACGCUGUUACAUAUAAUUUGUUCCAUUUGGUUAAAAUAUUCAGUUACCUUAUCCCAAAAUGUACACAGGCAUCUCAAAAUGAACCCACUAACUACAUUCAGGGAUUGGGUUAGGCUUUUAGGCACUUAGGUACAAAAUGGUAUAUUGUAUUCAUUUCAAAGUACCAAAUCAAGCAUCUAAAACAGUUAUCAGAGAAUACACAAACAUGGUUUCGCUCAAAUAUAUUGGAUCAACCUAAUUAUUUUACGGUAAUUCUAUAUCUGAUGGAGGUUGAUAUGCAUUUGAAAAAAAAUAAAAUUUAAAACGACAGAAAAAGCUACACUCGUAGCUGACAACCUUUUAAAAUGUUAUAUUUUCCCGUGAUCAGACACAAGGAAAGAUAAAUUUGAAAUCAUACUGUAUAAUAUAUUCGUAGCUUUAAUGAUUAAACCUGAAAUUUAGCAAUUACAAUUAAAAUCAAUUGAUCUAUAUAUUUUUAUACAGUCAAAUUAUUUCACUACACUACAUUGAGAAGCUUCUUAGGAACAAAAAUCCCGUCAAAUAUACUAUUCUAGCAGAAUAUUUUUCUCUCUUGCAAGAGAUAAUUUUAUUUAAAUUAAUUUAUAUUUUACAAUAUGACUAUGUUCUAAGUGAUGUAUGUACUGAGUUAUUUAAUAUUUAGUUAAGUUAUUAUCGUAGCUUUAAUUUAUUAACAUUCGUAAGCAUUAUUUGUAUAGGUGUUAUUUUACUAUAAUAAUCGCAUACUGUAAGCACACAUUAUUUUAAUUUAAUCGGGAUAUUGCUUUGAUAGCAAAUUAAUUAGUUGAACAAUUUAAUGUCUUGUGUUUUAUAACAAGUCUGCUCCCUCCGGCGUUCUGAUUAACACUGACAGAUUCGCAUUCGCUGUAGAGUGUACACGGAAUGCGCGAAUGAGAUGGAAUGAUAUAAAAUGUGCCAGAGUGAAAGAAAUGUGAUAUAUUUAUGGUUUUCAUGAGCAUCACAUUUUUUUAUGCAAUUAUUUAUGUUGAAAUUUUAGCAAAAUAUUUUCUGUUUUUCAACUUCUGCUGUAAAUGAGAUGUUUCGGUGAUACACAUUAUGUGAAGAAAAAUUGAGAAAAAGUACUUUUAAAUAUUUUUAAGUUGAAUAGUAGUGUAGGCUUUCCAUUAUGAUUACUUAUAACUGAGAGUCAAUUGGAACUUAAGUUGUGAUUUGAACUUGAUUAGCGUUGUAGGAUACUACUGGCUUAUAGCCGCUUUUGUAAGUUUGAUGUGUAAUUAAAUGUGAAAAUAUCGUGCCUCAAUGCAAACGCAAUAGACUGGUGUUAACAUUAAUAUUUAUUACUGUUGAUAGCAAUAAGGUUAUACCAAAGAACGCGACAUUUCUAUUUCGGUAAUAAGUUUGUGAUUAUUUUCAUAACACUUGGACGGAAAAUUAAAAGAGUUGGUUAAGAACAUCUGCCCCUCUAUUGGUAUACAUGUAGUAUAGGUAUGUAACAUAACUGCGUUGUCAUUGAUGUUACUAAAUACUUCCACUUACCACCACUACUUACCAGUGGGAGGCUCCUUUGCACAGGAUGCCGGCUAGAUUAUGGGUACCACAGCGGCGCUUUUUCUGCCGUGAAGCAUUAUUGUGAGGGUGCCGUAGCUAAUGAAAUUACUGGGCAAAUAGAACUUAACAUCCUAUGUCUCAAGUGCCUAGCACAAUUGUAGUGCCGCUCAGAAUUUUUUGGUAUUUCAAGAAUCCUGACUGGCACUACAAUGUAAUGGGCAGGGCGUAUCAAUUAUCAUCAGCUGAACGUCCUGCUCGUUUCCUCCCUUAUUGUCAUAAAACAUGUCACUUUACACCUGCACCCCUUAAAACUACGUCACUAUAUAAUAUAUGUAUGUAUACUGACAGCUCGCCAUUUCAUUGCUUGUUUCACUCGAAAAUAGUUUGAGAACAGUGAACCCAGCUAGGUCAUUGGCCUAAGAAUACGUCAUACCUGGUAUUAUCUUUACCUAACAGCUGUUAGGGGAAGAUAAUACCAGGCGGAGUAUAUUAUUAUACCAAGUCUGCACCAAGUACUUGGAUUACAGGCCCCGAGUAAGUUGAACAUGUUCCUUACUAGCGUUGAUUCAUGCAGGCUUAGCGCGAGACGCGUCGUCGACACGCGUUUACGAGCAUUAUUUCGAUCGAUCUUCUUUAUUAUAAAACCCACUAAACUUCUUUUUUAACACCUGUUUAUUAAAAAGUCGUUAGCCUAUUAAAUUUUAACACGAUCACCAACUACUUACACAGUAGACAACAAUAACAUUUAAUACUAAAAUUUAACAUUUGACUUAAAAAUUUCAAAUUAUUCAGUAUUUAUUAAUAGGCAGAUUGAACUUAGAUAGAUUAGAUUAUUAUCCUUAUACGUCAACAUAGAGCCUCUUGCUGUUAGGCAAUGCAUGACACAAGGCCAGGUUUAUUACUUUGGUGUGCAUGACAGCUACGUCUUACACUCGCGAUACGUUAGUCACUUUGUUUUAGAGUGCUUGCGUUGCUGAAAAUACAGGCUAACAGUACGGCGCUAUUCAUUUGUGUUCACAUCUUUUAUAGAGUAUCUAGACCAGUGGUUCCCAACCUUUUCUUGGCCAUGGACCAUUUCGAUUUUUUUAUUGUUGCAUACAUUUUUUUUAUGUACAAGAAAAAUAAACUGAAUCAAUCCGAAAAUAAACUUUAAUCAAAAAGUAGAAUUAAAAAAUUGUAUUGCGGUUUGCAUUGUAUUCUUAUGGUAUCCAGGAAGAGUCAUCGAAGCUAACGCCAGACGGUGGUUGAUACCAUGCGUUGUUGUAGCCUUAGGAUUCUUCUGUUUUACUAACGUUGCCAGACCAGAGCGUGGUCCCAACAUUGCUGGCCAGAGCGCCAUCCGUACAGAAACCAACGAGUUUCUCCCAGCUAAUGUUAUGUUUCUGAAAAUAUUCCGAUAUCGUGUUCAUGACAAAGAUACCUUUUGAAGUUGUUUCCAGUUCUCGUGAAAUCAAUAAUACAUCACAAUGUGCAGCGUGCACAUAUUGAAAUUGGUUCUCGGUCCGCGGACCAUAGUCUGACUCCUGCGGACAACUGGUGGUCCGUGGACCACUGGUUGGGAACCACGGAACCAGAUUAAAUAAUUCAUUCGUCUAGAAUCUAGACGAAUAAAUUAUAUAAGCUAUUAUGAUUUAAUACCACAGAAGUGUCACAGAGUAAAUUAACACAAGAUUGCCUGUAAAAAGUGUUAGUCGUUUUUAUUUUUUCAAAAUAGAUCCGUUGAGAAUAAAUACUUUUUGAUGUCAGUUGUAUCACUACCACCGCUGCUGCCAUAAAUGGCGUAGGUACUGAGAGAGGGGAAACUCCCAAUGUUAUUUUUAAUUUUUGAUUUCUUAAUGAUUUCCUUGUUGUAGUAGUUAUGAGAUCGAAGCAACCAUAAGAAGAUCUGUAGGAGAACCAAUAUCGCCGACAUAGCUCAGACGGUUGCGAAACAUAAGUGGCAGUGGGCAGGGCACAUAGCUCGACGGACAGAUUGUCGUUGGGGCAGUAAAGAAUCCUAGAAUGCCUCGAAGGCGACCAAGUACCGGAAGACGUAGUGUAGGUAGGCCAUGCACGAGACGGACCGACGAUCUGGUCAAGAUCGCCGGAUUAAGUUGAAUGAGGGCAAUACAAUUUUGGGGGAGGCCCCUGUCCAGCAGUGGACGUCUUCCGGCUGAAAUGGAAAAAAUGGAAUGGAUGCCAAAAUCGGUGGACGAGUGGGGCUGUCCCACUGGGAUUUUCGCCAUCAUUGUUUUGAAGUUCAAUACUAUAGACUUUUGCCGUUAUUGCUUGACCAGAUCUGAGAAUGUUGUAGUGACGCAAUAACGACGUGACGUAAGUGUCCGCUUCAGGGCAUUUUGUUGCGUCGUUUGGAGUCGGCCAUUGCGAUGUUUACGAUUAUCAUAAAAUCGACUUUUCAUCGCACGUACGAAUUCGCCCCAAAAUUCCCUCAAGACCACUCGCCAAAAUAAAGUUAGACAUGCGACACCACCAAUGUAACAUUAUUUUCACACGUUAAAAACUCUCUAAGAAAAAAGUGAUUCGCUUGAUUGUUUGAAACGUGCAGUGAUUGAUAGAUGACGGCUAUAAUCUUGUAUAAAAUGGAGAUAGCCGAAAUCUACUACCUUGAAAGCAACUGUUCGCUUUCAUGUUCACCUAAUUGUUAUAGAGCGCCCAAUUAAAGGAGAAAUUUGUACAAUGUAUUCGAAAUUGCAAGAACACAAAUUUUUCUUUAGAAUUUUGAUAACUAUGCGAUGUUACAUACGCGCGGACGGUCGGCCGCUCGGUCAGCGUAGCACUGAACGCACUUAUUUGUUUGAUAAUUUGGAACGCGAUCAUGUUUUCAUUGUUAUUGACCGCUUGACCGACGUCAAGCGUAGCUACGACCGCAGCUAGCGACGCGUCACGCUGACGAGUCGAUCGUCGGUCGAGCUCGUCGGCCCGGCGUACGUACGCGUCGGUCCGCUGACGCGCUACGCCGAUAAAUGCCCCUAAGGUAACAGGUACAUAGUUAUUUAAUAACUUAGGGAACCUUGGUAAAAUCGGCCAUAAGGCAAAUGAUUCUUCUGAUGUUGAAAGAUGUUUGAGCGACAAUAGUAACUUAGCAACUGUUACGUUACACCUGUUCCACAGAAAACACUUCUUUAUACUUGUCAAAUUAGGUUUUAUUAGAUAUCUUUCACAGAAAUCAAGAGAAAUGUCUUCUCUGAAAAACCCUUACAUAUUUAUCAGCAAACAAGCCUGCAGGGUAUGUCUUUUUACAUCGCUUUUACUCUUAUAAUCUAGGAAAUAUUGAAUAUUCCUUUUCUUAUUAUCGUGCGCAAAGUUCGAUUUUGCGCAUGCAUUUGCGUUCACAUAGUACCACUUUCCCACACGUUGACACGAGCGUGCGGGAAUGUUUGAAAAUAAUUAUAGUGGUCGAACUUAAUAGGAAAAAUAGUAUACGAUACUUGUGCGCACGUAGGUGAACGACCUACUUUGCGCACUUGUAUCGUAAUAUACUAUUCUUUUUUGACUAUAGUUAUAAACAAUGGAGCAUGUCUUUCUAUUAUUAUAAUAUAUUAAGUGUACGUCUGGCACAAACUUAUUACUCUGUUUGACCAUAAUAUGCAUAGAUCAACACAAUACAUAUAGGUAAUAUUAAUUUAUAUUUAUUUUUAAGUAUUUAUAAAAUAGGAAGCAUAAUAUUUAGUUGUCCAUAUUUAUUAAUUCUGUUAGUAUUGUUCGCAGUCAUCGCUUCUUUUAUGUGUUUUUUUGUAAUGUAUUCGCCUGUAUGGAAUUUUGGCUGAUUAAUUGGUGGCGCUGUAGUCGAUAUUCGAUUUUUGUUUAAAUUAUUUUGUAUAUUAUUGGUAUUAAGCGAAGUUGAGUGAAAGCACUAGUUGCUAUAUGAAGUUGUACAAAUAAUCUACCGAGAAGGACCAGCGGGUCACUGCCAUGGAGUGCUGUAAAUAAGAAAGCUAUUAUUUAUGUCAUUUUAAGUGUAUAUUGAUAUAUUGUAGUAAUAAAGGAAUUGUAAAUUUGGAUCAAGACAUGGAAAGCGACAAAAAUCGAACCGGUUAAGGUUUAAGUACAUUGACAUUACUCAAAGGUAGAACACAUUUAGACCAAUUUUUGACGGUUUUUGUUUAUUAAGUUAAUUCUAAUGGAUUCGUUGAAACCGGAAGAUAAUAAUUUCCAACACCGAUGUUAUUUGUCAAAGCAGUUUGAAAAUUAGUAACGGUGUCGUGCGGUGUUACACGAACGUACGCGUUUACAGAAAGAAAACAAAUCCAAACAAAAUAAUAGAUACAAACCGAUCCUAACUGGUUAAAAUCGGUUAAUUUUAGUGAUAUACACUGACCACGUAUUGACCUCACGAGACGAGCGUAGGUAGGCAUUGGUUUGUAAGCUUGUCUCGUUUCGACUCUCGCGGUAUUAACCGGCUUUGGAUUAAAAAUCAUCCAAUUGACACAAACCGGUUUUACCGGUUUUUUUUUUAUCUAUAUUUUCGAAGAUAGAGAGAGACAUAUUUACAGAAAAUGGACGUAUUAAUAUUCCUACUACACUAAGGAAGUAUGUACGUUAGCUAUCAUCAAUUUAUAUAAACGCAAAUUGCUAUACUUUUACACAGUGAGAAAAUUUAUUUCUCUACUUGGAUGUUAAGAAAUAAUAUUCAAUCUACCUUCAUUUUAAGUUAUUUUUUUAAUAAAUCAUAUAACCUACUGUCGACAUAAAAUUCGAUUACUUACGAUUGUUCUAUAAAAUAUAUAAGGAUUUAUCAUUCGCCGACUGGUAGCGGAAGGAUAAAUGUGUGAAGACAAUGUAUAGUUACACAAACUUACCUGGCCCGGUGGCCAAAAGAGGUACUAACAACGCCAUUUUGAAAUGAAUGAUUCGGAAAUGAAAUUGAAUUAGAUAAUAAGUACUUUUCAAGAUUUGGAUCAAAAUGGUUUUUGUUACAUGCUAACCCACUUUAUUACAAAAUUCAUUUUUACCAGCGACAUCAAAUGCGAUGACAGCGACGCUCUCACCUGGCCAGAUAAGUUUGUACGGCUAUAAGCACACUUUAAGUCGUGUAUCAACUGUCACUGUCAGAAACAAAUCUGAACUGAAUAAAUGUCUUACAUAGCUGCCUUUAGACCAAGAAAUUUUAAUCAACUGUAGUUAAUGCGACAAUGUAUAUAGCAGUCGAAAAUUAUUAUGGUUUAAUUUGUGGCAUGUUCCAUAUUAUCCGUUUUUAUGUUACGUGUAUUCUGUAUAUCAAUGUAGAGCUGGUCAUUGAUUUUAAACCAUUAAUUUUAUUCACAAAGGUUUGUUUGUGAAAUGGAAAAUGAAGUGAUAAAUCCCGAUAUGUCCAAUUCUGGAAAGGAUUAUGGAAUAUGUAAUAAAUUUAUCGCUAAAUGUAGUCCGAACUGAAUAGGCUAUACCAAUAUUGGCCUCAGUGGUCCAUCCACCAUCUUGCUACACAUUUAAAUCGGACCAAAGCCGCAUUCUUAAGCUAAAGUUACACCAGUUAGUUAAUAGUGACUAUUACAUUAUAUCGACACUCACGAAGACGUUAAUUUUUGUAAAGAAUAGUCUUAUUCGAAAAACGUAUAGAUCAUCACGAGCAUCAACCAGGCAGAGUUUACUUCAGCUAAUACAGUAGUGGCUCCUCUCGUAUUGUAAAUUUUAUGCAAAUUCUUUUAUUCGUAGUACUCGACCUGUCUCCGUUUCAGUACACCUCCAAUCUAUAGAUCGUCCUCUGUGAACGGCUAGAUCUCUUGGCGUUGUUCUUCUACCGGAUUUAUCACGGGGAGUGUUCCGAAGAGCUCUUUCACCUCAUACCUGCCCCCGAAUACCACUUUCGCAUGACACGCCACAAAUAUGGAUAUAAUCCCUACUGAAUGUGUGGCGUUCCUCCACAGUGCGGUUUUUGUUCUUUGUAGUACGUGCAAGGAACUUUCUUCCACAUACUACAAAGAUGUGGAAUGAGCUUCCUUGUGCUGUGUUUAAACAUGGCUACCUUGAAAAAAAGCGAGUACGCCUUCCUUAAAGACCGGCAAGGAUCCUGUAAUUCCUCUGGUGUCUGGCAAGAGAAUGUGGGCGGCGGUGAUAACGUAACACCAGAUGACCCGUACGCUCGUUUGUCCUCCUUUUCCAUAAAAAAAGAACACCCAUAUUAGCAUUAUAAAUUUGUGCAGUAGCUUAAACCACCACCUUUAAUUUUACACACUUUAACCACCUUAGUGUGUUUAUAUUAAUGCACAAGUACACAAGUUCAUAGUUCUUCCACAAAACAAACUUUAUUCUCAUGGCAUUCCUUAAAGUGUGGCACAAACUAUGAAGCAUAUUUUAAUAAUCUUCGAGAAUUUGGUCAUAUUUUGUCUGAUUUGUGCCCAAAAAACUAGCAAUUAAAUGGCAUAAAGGCAUUUAUUUUCUCAAAAUUGAUUCCUUUAGAAUUCUUUUUGAUGUCAUUUCUUAUACUACUAGAUACUACUACCGCUUCGGAAACAAAGCUAAAUGUAUCGAUAUAUCACUUACUAACCCUUUAUGUUAACCGUGGGCUCCUAAUAUUUUUCACUGGUGUUCUCUUCAAGAUGUUCUGUGAUGUGUUGUCAGGUCUUCCUCAAAAGCACAGUACACUUUCCACCGGCAACUAGCCGUGGUAGCCCUCGUCAUUCAUUCAUUUGUUGUUCACAUUUUCGCCUUUACGGUUUGCAGAACCUCACGUUCUUCACUCCACUUCAUGGAUUUUCGUAAGUAAAAAUGUCCAUGAUUCAACCGUGUACGUAUGGACCGCGGUUAUUUGAUUGUUAUUUUUUAUGUCAAAAUUGUUCAAAUUUCCCACACGUAAUUUAAUAUAAAGUUCAGUCUCUUUCGUUAGAUCUACGAAAAAUAUGUCCGCUGACCGACACGGGCUCGCGCAGAAGACAGAAGGUAAUCUAUUUUUGGCGUCGCGAAAUUAGUUAAUAACACGCAUAGUCCUUUCACUUAGGACUUCAUUUGAAGAGCAAUGACUCCUUCCUAUUCAAAUCGGACUACAUAUUGCGAUAGCGUAAAAAACCCUGGAUAAUAUGACUUUAGCGAACUUUUUAAUUUAUGAAAUAAUAUGCUUUGAAUUAAAUAUGAAUUAUUAAUGAUUGUAUUUUAGGUGUUAAUUAUUUUUAAGAAGUGUAUAUCAAUGUAUUGUACUGUAUAUAAAGGAUGUGGAAAUUA
Leptidea sinapis is the source of this 9370-nucleotide messenger RNA. RefSeq names its product YY1-associated factor 2 (gene RYBP). The record is from RefSeq and is a predicted model, not a curated record. The transcript is spliced from 3 exons. The coding region runs from base 146 to 556 and encodes 136 amino acids. Gene Ontology annotation, biological process: positive regulation of DNA-templated transcription. NCBI's taxonomy places the organism in Eukaryota, Metazoa, Arthropoda, Insecta, Lepidoptera, Pieridae. Gene Ontology annotation, cellular component: nucleus. Gene Ontology annotation, molecular function: DNA binding; transcription coregulator activity.